UUGGUACAUGUACUACUUGCUUGGCCGGGGGACUGUGGAAGUUUUUAGAACACUGAUUGCUGAGACUAAGAGUAGAUUUUUACGACUCUAACUCCACGAUAAAGGUUCAUUAAACCUUCAUGAGCUUUAUAAGGCACUCUGCACGACUGAGACACAUCGGAGGACAUUUGAAGGCUUUUAAUUCCCUAUCACAUGUCAACAGGAGCUUAAGCAGCGCUAGUGUCCAAGAUUCAUCUGAAUAUGAUCUCAUUGUAAUUGGCGGUGGGUCUGGUGGACUUGCUUGCUCAAAAGAAGCGGCAAAAUAUGGAAAAAAAGUUGCAGUAUUGGAUUUUGUUUCUCCAUCUCCUCAAGGUUCUGUCUGGGGCUUGGGUGGAACCUGUGUUAAUGUAGGAUGUAUUCCAAAGAAGUUGAUGCAUCAGGCAGCGCUGUUAAGGGAGUCAUUGAAGGAUGCCAAACACUUUGGAUGGAACGUCCCAGAUAACAUAAACUUUUCAUGGGAAACACUUGUGACAGCAGUUCAGAAUCAUGUCAGAUCAUUGAACUGGGGCCACCGAAUUCAGUUACAUGACAAGAAGGUUGAGUAUGUUAAUGCUAAAGGUUCCUUUCUGGACUCUCAUACAAUCAAGGCAGUACUGAAAAAUGGCACUGAGAAAACUAUGAAGGCAGAUAAUUUUGUAAUAGCUGUUGGUGGAAGACCAAAAUUUCCUAAGGAGGUUCCUGGUGCCAUAGAGUAUGCUAUCAGCAGUGAUGAUAUUUUUUCCUUGAAAAAAUCUCCAGGGAAAACGUUGUAUACUUUCGUCGGUUCGUGUGGGCCAUUUGUGAUAUAUUUCUACUGUUUUGUAGCCACCUUUCCUAAUUAUUGCAAUUAUGCUUUUUCCGAAACUCAUGUUGCUUCAUAUGCAGUUUAUUAGAGUUAAAAAGUCCUUUCUUCUCUGCAGCAAAUGGCACAACUUGCUACAGAUUACAUGGAGAGCCAUGGAACAAGAAUCAUCAAGCAGUGUGUUCCAGUGCGGAUAGAUAAAGCUGAUGAUGGACUUCUUCAUGUAACAUGGAAGGAUUCUGUGACGGGAGAAUCACGCAAAGAACCAUUUGAGACUGUUCUAUUUGCAAUUGGUAGAGAUCCUGAGACAUCACAGAUGAAUCUUGAGAAAGCCGGGGUUCAAUUAGACCAACAGACCAAAAAGAUCAUAGCCAAUGACAAGGAGCAAACUUCAGUUCCGCACAUUUUCGCCAUUGGGGACGUCGUCCAGGAUCGUCCAGAGCUGACACCUGUAGCCAUCAGAGCGGGAAAACUGCUCGCUGAUAGGCUGUUCGGGGGGUCUGACGUGACGAUGGAUUACGACAAGGUGGCGACGACAGUGUUUACUCCAUUGGAGUUUGGAACAGUUGGAAUGUCAGAAGAAAAAGCUAUUGAGCGUUACGGGGAAGACAACAUUGAGGUUUAUCAUGCCUUCUACAAACCACUAGAAUUUACAGUACCUGAAAGAAAAGUGGAGCAGUGUUAUAUUAAGGCCGUCUGUUUGCGUGAAGGUGAUCAGCAAGUCUUAGGUCUUCAUUUCCUGGGUCCUUCAGCAGGCGAAGUAAUCCAGGGAUUCUCUGCUGCUAUGAGGUGUGGCCUUAGUUACCACAGCUUGUCAUCCACUGUUGGCAUUCAUCCGACAUGUGCAGAAGAGGUCGUGAAGAUGCAUAUCACUAAGAGAUCUGGGGAUGACCCGACUGUCACGGGUUGCUGAGGUUAGAUCUGCCCUCACUAGCGAGUGCGCCUUAGAAACUAGUCUCAUAUCUCUGAAGCAACUAAUUUUGUUGUUUGUAAAACAUGGAGGAGUUAUUAAUAAUUAAUUCAAGCUUUUCGUGCCUGUUCUCUCAACCCACGAGAGUCACCAGCAUCUUACUUCCCCUUACAAUAUCACCCCUGAAUCAGACAUUAAGGUAAUGAGAAUAAAGGAAAUGAUCACCAACUUAAGAAGCUCCUGAUUGAUAGAAAAAAUCUCCUUGUCAGCAUCUUAGGAGAUGUAUAUAGAGCAGUAUGGAGAAUAUGCAUACUGAUUUUCGGGUGUGAAGGGUUAAAGUAAGAACGUAAUCGAUUUUUGUGGUCAAUCCAAGAAGGUUCUAUCAACAAAUGCUGAAUCCGUCUUGUCUUUUUAAUGUCUUUGUAAGUUAAAUCUGUAUGUGAGACAUGGUUUUUCUUGGCGCAUAGGGAGGGCAGACUAACAAUAUUUACAUCCAGACAGUGGGGAUGCCUGUGUUUAUGGCGAAAGGUUUUUAAAUUGUGUAUUGCAAGUAAACCUUUCUGAGUUAUCGACAGGCAAAAUUAGAUUUCUUUGGAUUAUAAUUUUUACAUUACAGUGUUUAAUCACAUUUAAUCUAAAUUUUUAGGUAGGAAAAAAAUGAUAUGAAAUUGUACCCUUGCUGUUUUGUCUGUAGCGCAUACAGUCGUGUAAUUUGCCUGUUUCUGUUUAUGAAAUUAAAAUCUUGUCCUGUGCAUAUAUUUCUCGAAUUGUAGGUACAAUUCUUUUUUAAGUAAGAAAUGUGAAAAAUCUGUACAACCAGCUAGUUACUAUAGAUGUAUAGUAAGAGACAAUGUUGAGUUAUUUCUUUAUGUGACCCUACUAGGGCUUAGCAUGGGUGAUUUGCAACUACUAAUAAAGCAUUUUUUUAUUAUU
Molecule: messenger RNA, 2663 nt
Organism: Pocillopora damicornis (cauliflower coral)
Lineage: Eukaryota; Metazoa; Cnidaria; Anthozoa; Scleractinia; Pocilloporidae
Product: thioredoxin reductase 2, mitochondrial-like
Source: RefSeq, a predicted model, not a curated record